This is a messenger RNA of Morone saxatilis (striped sea-bass), 486 nucleotides long. It is a transcript of the gene prok2, whose product is annotated as prokineticin 2. Lineage: Eukaryota; Metazoa; Chordata; Actinopteri; Moronidae. The record is from RefSeq and is a predicted model, not a curated record.
AUGGCGGGUUGGGUUUAUAAACCUCCGCGCCCUCAACACAUGAGUUUGGAGGCCACUUGUCUCUGCGGUCUGACACGUAUGCACAUGCAGCAAGGUCCGACAGCCUCAGCAUCCUUACUUUUCACCCUGGAGGGCACGGGAGCCCAAAGACAGCUCUUCAUCAUGAGGUCCUUCCUCUUACUGCUCUUCUCCCUGUUGUUGGUGUCGCACGGAUCUUCAGCAGUCAUCACAGGGGUAAGCUGCGAGAAAGGCUCUCAGUGUGGAGGGGUGUGUUGCGCUGUGAGUUUGUGGAUUCGCAGCCUGCGUAUGUGCACGCCCAUGGGACAGGAAGGAGAUGACUGUCACCCUUUGAGCCACAAGGUUCCUUUCUUUGGGAGUAGACUCCACCAUACUUGCCCCUGCCUGCCCAAUUUGUCGUGUGUCACCAUAGAGGAGGGGAAGUACAAAUGUCUCUCAACAUACAAGUAUCCAGACUACUACCUCUGA